AUGGCGUUGCGUUUGUUCGCCAUCAGUUCAUAUGCUGCCGGUGAGGAGGAUCUUGCUCCUCAACUCAUCUCGCUUCAUGGGACGCGUACAGGCGGCCACAUCAGGCGAGUGCAGGAACUUUUUUUCUAUAUAAGCGAUGUUUCUUCCUCCGUGAAACCGUUGAAUGCAACCUGCCUGGAAACCCGUGGAUGGCAUGGAUGGGAUACCAUGGAAGAGACAUGGGCAGCUGGGAUAUGGCCGCCGGACGCCCCAGUAUUUCCAACCAGUUCUCAGUCCGAACUCAGAAAUAACAUGUGGAAUGUAGAUUCCUUCAUUGUAGUACUAGGGAGAGUUCGAUGCCAGGCGAACAACACCAAGACAGACCGGAAUGCAUUCGCCCUGGAGGUCUUGAAGUCUAUUGUAGAUCUGCAUUUCGCAAAACUGUUUUGA
This is a messenger RNA of Paracoccidioides brasiliensis Pb18, 429 nucleotides long. RefSeq lists its product as uncharacterized. The transcript is spliced from 2 exons. The record is from RefSeq and is a predicted model, not a curated record. The coding region runs from base 1 to 429 and encodes 142 amino acids.